Molecule: messenger RNA, 3824 nt
Organism: Grus americana (Whooping crane)
Lineage: Eukaryota; Metazoa; Chordata; Aves; Gruiformes; Gruidae
Gene: USP43
Product: ubiquitin specific peptidase 43
Exons: 15
Coding region: 115-3156 (1013 amino acids)
Biological process (GO): protein deubiquitination
Molecular function (GO): cysteine-type deubiquitinase activity
Source: RefSeq, a predicted model, not a curated record
CGCACCGGCACCGGCACCGGCGGCGGGGGGCGCCCAGCGCCCGCCCGGGGCCAUGCGCGCCGCGGCGGGGCCGGGGCCGGCGGGGCCGGGGGAGGGCGGCGGCCGCCCGGGGCCAUGAGCGCGGCGGCGGCAGAGGGGGGAGGCGGCGGCGGCGGCCCGGGCCGGCGGCGGGGCGGCGGGGGGAGCCCGUCGGGGCGGCGGGCGGGGGGCGGGCGGCGGCGGCGAGCCCUGCGCUCCCUGGGCAGCCUGGCCGGGCGGCUGCUCCGCACCUGGGCGCGCCUGGCCGGGGGCCGCGGGAGGCGCCGCGCCGCGCCGGAGGACGACGAGGGCGGGUUCCGGGGGGGCGGCCCCGGCGGGGAACGGCGGCGGCGGCGGCCGCGGCCCGGGGGAACGGCGGGGGGCGGCGGGGAGCGGCCGCCGGGCGCGCAGGGGCUGCGGAACCACGGGAACACCUGCUUCAUGAACGCCGUGGUGCAGUGCCUGAGCAACACCGCGCCGCUGGCCGAGUUCCUGGCGCUGGGCCGCUACCGCGCCCGCGGGGCCCGCGCCGAGGUGACCCACCGGCUGGCCGCCCUGGUCCGCGCCCUCUGGACCCGCGACUACACGCCGCAGCUCUCCGCCGAGUUCAAGAACAUCGUCUCCAAGCACAGCUCGCAGUUUCGCGGCAACGCGCAGCACGACGCCCUCGAGUUCCUGCUCUGGCUGCUGGACCGCAUGCACGAGGACCUGGGUGCCGCCUCCCCCGCCCAGCAGACCCGCGUCCCCGAGGAGCCUGGCGAGGACGGCAGUGCCCGUGCCAGCAGCUCCCUGCCAGCCGCCCAGCAUCCCCGCGGGCAGAGCUUCGUGCAGAGCCACUUCCAGGCGCAGUACAGGUCCUCCCUGACGUGCCCUCACUGCCUGAAGCAGAGCAACACCUUCGACCCCUUCCUGUGCAUCUCCCUGCCCAUCCCGCUGCGCCAGACCAGGGCUCUCAACGUCACCCUGGUGCUGCAGUGCGAGCGCCGGCGGUUCGUGCGGGUGGGGCUGGCCGUGCCCCUGCUGGGCACCGUGGCCGAGCUGCGCGACAUGGUGGCGCGGGAGGGACGCAUCCCGCCGGAGCAGGUGAUCCUGGCCGAGGUGUCCCCGCGGGGCUUCCUGCGCUCCCUGGGCGACGCGGAGGAGCUGGGCACGGCGGGGGCGAGGGCCCCGCUCUACGCCUUCCAGCCGCCCCCCGCCCGCCCCGCAGGGUGUCCCCGCAGCCUGCCCGCCUCCCCCGGGGCGGCCCAGCCGGAGGGGCAGCGCCUGCUGCCCGCCGCUGCCCGCUCCUCCGACUGCCUGCACCGCGGGGCGGGCGGCCGCAUCCUGCUGCUGCUCUGCAACACGGCGGGCACCGGCACCCAGCUCGCCAGGUUCGGGCCACCGCUGGUGCUGUGGGAGGAGCGGGGCGUCUCCUGGGAGCAGCUCCAGCAGAGCAUCCUGGCCCAGCUGCGGGCCCUGCUGCGGGCAGAGGUGCGGGCGCAGGGCGCGGGAGCUCUCUUCCGCAUCCGCCUGGCCGGGGGCUCGGCCCCCUGCGCCUACCUGUCCCCGCAGGACCCCCGCCCUCUCUGCCACCCUGCCGUCGACAGAGCCCUGCAGCUGAGCGGGGCAGGUGGCCCUCCCCACGUGAAGCUGACGGUGGAGUGGGACAUGAGCACCAAAGAGCGCCUUUUCGGCAACAUCCAGGAGGAGGUGGUGCAGGACGCAGAGAGCGUGCAGCUGCAGCAGCAAGCGCACCGGCAGCAGCACAGCUGCACUCUGGACGAGUGCUUCCAGCUCUACACCAAGGAGGAGCAGCUGGCCCCGGACGAUGCCUGGCGCUGCCCGCACUGCAAGGUGCCCCAGCAGGGCACGGUGAAGCUGAGCCUCUGGACGCUGCCCGACAUCCUCAUCAUCCACCUCAAGCGCUUUCGGCAGGUGGCUGAGCACCGGCACAAACUCACCACACUGGUGAGGUUCCCCCUGCGGGGUCUCGACAUGGCCCCCCACAUGGCGCAGCGGGGCCAGGCCGGCGGGCAGCUGUUGGGGCGCUGGGCGCCCUGGCAGCCCCCCCUCUGCCUGCCCCCGAGCUGCCCCCGCGACUACCUCUACGACCUGUACGCGGUCUGCAACCACCACGGCACCAUGCAGGGCGGCCACUACACUGCCUAUUGCUGCAACGCCCUGGACGGGCGGUGGUACAGCUAUGACGACAGCAGGGUAGAGGGGGUGCAGGAGGCGGAGGUGAGCACCCGCAGCGCCUACAUCCUCUUCUACCAGCGCCGCAACGCUGUGCCUGCGUGGUCGGCCGGCAGCUCCGUCAGGGGCUCCCCGGCCCGCUCGCUGCCGGAGCACUGGCUGGCCCGCCUGGGCGGCAGCACGCCGGACACCGUGGGGCCCUCCCCGCCCGGCACCCCCGAUGCCACCGCCGCCCCGGAGAAAGGUGGCUUCGAGGCCAGACCCAUGGUGCGGGGCGUGCAGGGCCGCAGCCUCAGCGUGAAGCUGUGUCCCGCCGGUGCCCCCCCCCGGGCCGGGCCGCCCCGCUGGUCCUUCGCCUGCAAGGAGCGGGGCCGGCCGGGGGGCCCGGGGGGGCUGGUGGCCUACCUGGAGUCGGGGCGCCGGCCCCGCUGCACCCGACGCUCCCUCCUCCCGCUCGGCACGGGUGGGGAGAGCGGCCCCGACACCCCCCCGGCCCCCAGCCCCGCGCCGGCCGGGCCCCCCAACCAGCCCGGCAAGGGGCAGCAGGAGCCGGGCACCCCCCGCACCCCCCGCCGGCCCCUCCGCCUGCCCGCGCCGCGCCGGGCUGCCAGCGCCGAGGGGUCCCCGCGCCCGCCCCCCAAAAGUCAGAGCAGCCCGGGGCGGGGCGGGGAGGGGCCGGGCGGGCUCCGCUGCUCGGGGCUGCCGCGGCCGGAGGGGCGGGCGGGUGUCCCCCCGGCACGGCCGUCCCCCGGCACGGCGGCCAUGGCCCGCUCGCAGAGCUCGGCCAGCCUCCCCCCGCGCCCCGACGGGGCCCUGCGGCGCUCGGCCUCGCUGGGCAGGGGCGCGGGGGGGCCCCCCCUGCUCCCCCUGCCCCCCCGGGGUGCCCCCGGGGCCACGCUGCAGCGAGGACGGCAGCCCACGGGCUCGCUGUGCCGCCCGGCCGUGCCUGAGUCCAGCUUCUGAGCCACGGCCGGUGGGCAUCCCCACCCGGGGCAUCCCCACCCCGGGCAUCCCCACCUCGGACAUCCCGGGCCAGGGGCUCCUGAACUGGGGGUGUCUCAACCUGAGGAGUCCCGAACGAGAGGGUCCCAAACAAGGGCACCCCAAAGCAGGGUCAUCCUGAACCAGGAGCAUCCCAGCCCGGGGGCUCCUGAACCAGAGCACCCCCAAACCAGAGGCAUUCAGGUAUCCCAAAGCUGAGGCAUCCCAAACUGGGGGCAUCCCAAACUGGAGCCAUCCCAAACCGGGAGCACCCCAAGCCAGAGGCUCCUAAAUCAGGGCAUCCUGCCCCAGGGACAUUCCAAACCAGGGUCAUCCCGAACGGGUGGCUCUGAACGCAGGGGCAUCCCAAACCAGGGGCAUCGCCCGCUCACCUCCCCAUGCCCCUUCCCAGGGAGCAGGCAGACGGGCAGGCAGACGGGCAGGCAGGCGUGGGCUCCCCGGCUCUGCCAGCUGUAAGACGCGAGAGUAUUUAUUGUACCAGGAGAGUUUUACUGAGACGCUUUUUGUUUUCUAAAAGGCGACUAUUUUGGGGGGCAGGCCGGUCCCCCACACCAAGGUCUAUGCAAUACGCGAUUCCUCCAGCCAGCUUUUGUACGCGGGGGCUGCGGCCCCAUCGCAGGCGGUUUCUA